AUGGCCAUGUCGACGAACUUCUCGUCGUCGGUGUCUAGCCAGACAUCACAGGGCUCGUCUUCCGCUGCCACGACUCCUCUAGGCACUCCUUCAGGAGCUCCGCGCACAAAAUCAUGGCACGUCCCUGGGCCCUCGACGCGUUACCACAAGAGCGAGCACGCCAGGCCCAAACCCACUCCUCGAUCCAGCACAACCGGCCAACAUGUGCGUAAUCAGUCUUCACUCUCGACCCGCUCUUCGCAUACCGAAUCUUCCAACGUCGCUUCACCUCUGGCGCGUCUCAAUUUCUCUCGCGACUCGCCAAAGGACUAUUCCUAUACCCCAAACGACACCAUCAAACCGCGCAACAACCCUGCUACUCCUCUCCGCUCCCCUCAUCUCGCCAGUAACAACUUCAACAACCUGCGCUUCCAGGGCUCUCCCUUCUCCGACUACUUCACUGAUGACUCAAAAUCCGUCGAUCACAAUGCCCCCUAUCAUCCUUCCGACCCUGCUCAAAAGCUGUUGCUGCGCCUGAACAAUCUUGGUGGUGACAUCCUACGUCUUGGACUCCAGGAUGAUUCGCUCUCCGAAUUCAACGAGAAACUCUGUACCCUCGAAGCAAUGGUCAAUGACGGUGGUUUCAGCGAUGCAGGUUCCUCGAUUGAAGAGAGAGACCGUCGCAACUCUUUUCCGGGACGACUCUGCACUGAGGAUCAUUCUCAAGGUCACGAAGCUCGCGAACGUAUUCUGUCUCCUGAGCAUUCCAACAAGUCUCGGAUGUCCAACGUCUGGAUGGCCGACACCUGUGAGUAUGUCGACGGCUUCACUCAGACCAAUGAUGACUCCAAGCAUGGCCUUGCAAUUGCCUAUGCUGCUUCGGCUACACAAACUGAGGAAGAAGUCCAGAAGGAAAUGGCCGAGUCUUCUGUGUGGAUCAACAACUAUGCCGAUGUCUUCACUCAGACCACUGAUGACCGUCUUGUUGCUGAUUUGCAAGAAGUCGUCGAGCGUCUUGCCAAAGCGAACGAAUCCCUGCGCCAGCGUUAUGACCAGAGCAAGGAAGUUUGCGACACUCAAGCCGUACAGAUUGAAGAAUUGACCACUCAACUCAUGACUGUCAAGUCUGAGAACGACAGCCUGAAGCAGGACUUGGGCUUUGACCACUCAGAACUUUUGUUCUUGAAGUUGCAACUGCAAGCUCUCGAGGUGCAGAAGGAGAAUUACGAUCACAACAACCAUGUCCUACUCGCCGAAGACUUUGCUCAGUGGAAGGCUGAUUGGGACAGCGUUGAUGCUCGUUUACGCUCAAGAAGACAGAAGAACCGCGCCACAUCUGCUGACAUCAAGGACUUCCCUGGUCUUGAGACCGAGACUCCUAUCAACCCCGAAGACCAGGGGAACUGGCAGCUUGAAACUCGCAAGCACCAGCAUGGAAGAGUCAAGUCCAUCACUCUCAAGCGUGUUGAUGAGGCCGAGGCGCAAACCGAGGAAGGCGCCCUAAUAGAUUCACACUUUGACAUUCCUGCCUCGCCUGUUGUCAAGUCUGUCUACUCUGAGCAAUCCACCCAGACCGAAGAACAGCCUUCCGAGGACCAAAUCGUACAGACCGAAGUGGCGGAUCCUGUUACUCAGGGCACCCAAACCGAUUUCCAGCCCUCUUUCACAAAAUCCGAGAUCAAGUCUCAAUACACAGAGCCAAUUGAGAUUGUCCAUAUUGAAGACGAGGUCUCAGACGAGCUUGAGGACGAACCCGAGGAAGAACAAACUACCGAAACUCAAACCUCCUCGAGCCAAUCACCUUGCUGCGAAAAGGAGCAUCUGUGCACCGCAUGCGGUGAGAAAUUCGACUACUCGUCCGAAGACGACGAACCAAACUCCAAGACACCAUGGCAAGAGCUCUGUGAUGGCCUUGUCGCGUUCGCCGGUAUGCAACGCGAGUGA
Molecule: messenger RNA, 1923 nt
Organism: Aureobasidium melanogenum CBS 110374
Lineage: Eukaryota; Fungi; Ascomycota; Dothideomycetes; Dothideales; Saccotheciaceae
Exons: 1
Coding region: 1-1923 (640 amino acids)
Source: RefSeq, a predicted model, not a curated record